UGCUACAUUUUAUUUUAUACAGUGAGAGUUUUUUUGUUUCAUUUGGCGACCACCGACUUCACCGCUUUAAUUCAGAAGCACAUCACAGAUUAUAACCUACAUGCUGAGUAGGCCAUUGGCUCAUGGCUCCCCGUUUUCUGUGUGCUGCGGUGUGUUGAGGGCCGUCUGCCUACGAGAGAGGAAUAUUUAAAUGUCUUGUGUUUUAAUUGACGCUCGAACUAGAACUGUAAGCUCAGAAACGAGGAACAGCCCCCCAUCUACCGGCAGCCUCUCCUCUGUCUCCUCUGCACACUGCGCACAGUCCGGAGCGGCUCAGUCUGCACGCUGCACAGGGAUCUCACACACUGCACAGCCGCAGACUGGGCCGGCUCUGCUCUCUUCACAAAUAGGACACGGUUCUCAAAUCCAGGCAGUCCCAACCUGACCUCCAAGCACCGAGGAACCCCGGACUGGGAAACUGGGAGAGAGAGAGAGAGAGUCACCAAAAAGAAACAACAACACACAAAAAAACUUUGUGUCAUUAUUUUGGCCAGUGUUCACACUCCCUCCCCUCCUCCCUCCUCAAACUCCACUUCCACACCGGCCUGUCGCAUCAUUUGGACUAUAUGUUUUUUUUUUUUUGGUUUUUUUCCUGGAGGAGAGACAUUCACAGGAAGAAGGAGAGCUCCUCCUGCCCCACUCAUGCUGUAGUUUCUUCGUUUUGUCCUUUUUCUUCCCGUUGCUUCUGCUGAGGAGGUGAUCUGAAUCUCUGGGGUUGUGUCUAUUUUUUUCCUUCUUCUUCCUUGUGCCUCUUUUUAGAGCCUCAGAGCCCAUUUGGAUGCGCUGAGAGAGCGGGGCGCAGCGCUGCAGUGCAUUAUAUGGAAGUUGUGGGCUGCAAGACAGAGGCAGGCAGUUGCACGUUGCGUCCAGGACCUGGAGCCAUGCUUUUCCACGGGAUCUCCGGGGAUCACAUCCAAGGAAUCAUGGAGGAGAUGGAGAGAAGGUCGAAAACGGAGUCUCGCCUGGCGAAGGGCAUGCAGCUGAACGGGAGAGAGUCGAACAUGCCUUCUAUGAGCCCAGAGAAGCCAGCCCUGUGUGCCGGCUGUGGCGGCAAGAUUUCGGAUAGAUACUACCUCCUGGCCGUGGACAAACAGUGGCACCUGCGGUGCCUCAAAUGCUGUGAAUGUAAACUAGCGCUGGAGUCGGAGCUAACGUGUUUUGCCAAGGAUGGGAGUAUCUAUUGCAAGGAGGAUUACUACAGAAGGUUCUCCGUGCAGAGGUGCGCGCGUUGCCACCUCGGGAUAUCGGCCUCGGAGAUGGUGAUGCGAGCGCGCGACUCCGUGUACCACCUGAGCUGCUUCACGUGCACCACUUGCAACAAGACCCUGACCACGGGCGAUCAUUUCGGCAUGAAGGACAGCCUAGUGUACUGCCGACUCCACUUCGAGACGCUGGUGCAGGGACCGGACUACCACCCCCAGCUCAACUUCGCCGAGCUGGCAGCCAAGGGAGGCGGCCUCACUCUACCCUACUUCAACGGCACCGGCACGGCACAGAAGGGAAGGCCACGCAAGAGGAAGAGUCCGGCCAUGGGGAUAGAUAUACCGAGCUACAACACAGGCUGUAACGAGAACGACGCCGAUCACUUGGACCGGGACCAGCAGGCCUACCCUCCGACGCAGAAGACCAAACGCAUGCGGACCUCCUUCAAGCACCAUCAGCUGCGGACAAUGAAAUCCUACUUUGCCAUCAACCACAACCCCGACGCCAAGGACUUAAAGCAGCUGGCCCAGAAAACAGGCCUCACUAAGAGAGUCCUACAGGUUUGGUUCCAAAACGCAAGAGCCAAAUUCAGAAGGAACGUUUUGCGACAGGAGAAUGGAGGUGUUGAUAAGGCUGAUGGCACCUCACUCCCUCCGCCCUCAUCCGACAGUGGGGCCCUGACCCCCCCCUCCAGCGCGGCCACACUAACAGACCUGACAAACCCCUCUAUCACUGUAGUGACCUCCGUCACCUCUAGUUUGGACAGCCAUGAUUCGGGGAGCCCUUCGCAAACUACCUUGACAAACCUUUUCUAACAAGCUAGCAGACUGAUUCUGUUUGGGUUUGUUUCCCUUUUUUCUUUCUUUUGCUUUUCUUUCUUUGUUUGCUUUCUUCAGUUUCACAUUUUAUUUUUUUAAAGUGACACCUUUAAGUCAAGCAGAGACAGCUCCCUGGAACACAAAGUGCUGCGCUGUGCAAACAAGAGCAACAAGAGCAACGAGCAGCAGCGGCCGCAUUAAGACACGAGGAAACCAUUUUAAUGUGUAGCAUUUGAAACUGCAGAUGCAGAGAUUGACUCGGGACGGGACGUUUUUGGAGGCGAAGGCUUUAGGAAGGAAAAAAAAAGUUUGCCUGGAAAACUUAAUUUGUACAUUUGUCUUGAUUCUGGUUAAAAAAAGAGUGAAAACGAGCCCUCCUUAAUUUAUGCUUAAUUGGUCAAGUUUAAAAACGUGCCGCUACUCUGCCCUCAGACCUGUACAUGUAUGCACUGUGUUCGCACUAUCCGAUUUAAAUAUUUUCUUUCUGUUUUGGACUCAUUUGGGAAAAAUAAACUUGUAGAAUGUUCUGUAUAUGGGUAACUCCAGAAAACAGGCUUUAAUUAUUUCCGAAUGUUUCGGUCUUAAAGACUGAGUUGGAUGGAAUCAGAGCUGCACGCGAGAGAAAGAAGACGAAGGAGAAAAACGUGCAGAUAGGAAACUUUACUGUGACGAGGAGAGAGAAGCGAAUCCCUCGAUCUGUACAGUGGUAACUGUUCAACGUGCGACGUCGUCACCUUUUCGACAAUUAGACACCGGCCGGAGAAAUCCUGAUUGGAGAGCAGUUAACGAUUGUUUUCACGACAGAGCACUUUUUGGUUUUUUGCCUCUUUUUUGUCGUCGUCUCGUCGCAGAUUAACCCGGAGAAAAAGCCUGGCGAGCGUAGAUCCACAGCUAAACUCGAUUGCACAGUGACGAUACACUGCCCAGUGAGAAGUGCAUUAUUGUUUUUAUCAUGUUGCUCAGGGUAACGAAAAAAGAACAGAGCAGGGCGAGGAGCGAAGCGGCCGCGACGUAGAUUUGCAGAGCUGACAUGAACAUUCAGAUGACCUCAUAGAGGUGGAGUCGUGAGAGGCAGCCAGCGGGAAAUCGCUGUCCGUGCGUUCUCCUUUUCGGCCGUAUACUUCUGCUUCGUUUAACGACACUUGCCACUGAACAGACCAAAAAAAGGGAAAAAGAAAAAACCACGUUUCUUCUGGCUGAAAGGUAGAGAGCGAGAGGAAAGGAAAGGGCGAGCAAAUCUUCAAUGGAGUCGACGCAUUUCGUCGCGAGCGGGCGUCACGGUUCGUUCCGUCGGGGGGCAAAGGUGGCGCCCCCGAUCUACUCGAUGAAGUAGAUACCUAACUCAGUUCUUCUAUGUGCCUUACGCUAUAACUUGGGAGAAGUUUGUGAAAUUCAGGAUCUAUGUGUUCUUUGUUAACUGAUUCACAUCCUUUUUGGCGCCUCACUAGUUUUGUACUGUUUUGCAUCUUAUCUCCGAAGAUCUUUUUAUGGUGUAUCCUGUUAAAAAGGGGGCAGCGAUGUCACAGGAAGCAUUUGUGCACUCUUUCAGAUAUAGUUGGGUAAUCCGAGAACCUUAUAUAUUGAUCUUCGUGUUAAUAGUUGAGUACAGUAAGUGUUCUAUCAAGAUUGUCCAUGUUUCCCUGUUUCUUGACAAAGAUGGUGUAUAGAAACUAUUUCCCCUUAAAUAUUUAUGGACCAAACGGUUGUUAUAUAUCUUAUUAAAUUUGUGUGAAUAAAAAAAAAAUACUUUGCUUUAAA
Molecule: messenger RNA, 3818 nt
Organism: Neolamprologus brichardi
Lineage: Eukaryota; Metazoa; Chordata; Actinopteri; Cichliformes; Cichlidae
Source: RefSeq, a predicted model, not a curated record